CAGCUAUUUCCACUACUUCCGGUCUUCUUUCGGUUCGGUUUUGUGUGAUGCGAUCCUGAAACUUUGGGAUAAAGAUGCCACCUACGGUCCAGAAGCCGUCUCACGACCGAGAUCGGAAGAGAGGAAGUGGAGAGAGAAGAUCUGAAUUAGUGUGUCGAGUGAAGUACAACAAUACAUUACCUGAUAUUCCAUUUGAUCCCAAGUUUAUUACAUAUCCUUUUGAAACCAACAGAUUUAUUAACUACAAGCCAACUUCCCUGGAAAGAACUUACAAGUAUGACCUCCUUACAGAACAUGACCUUGGGGUCACCAUCGACCUUAUCAACCCUGACACCUACAAAAUUGACCCAGCAGACUACAAAGACCCAGAAGAUGAGCGUCUUCUGGAAGAAGAUCUGAAUACACCUGCAGAUUCUAAAAGAUCUCGACAUCACAAUGCAAAUGUAUCAUGGCUCCGAAAAACAGAAUACAUCUCCACCGAGUACAACAGAUUCACACAGAAGUCCGACAACUCAGAACGCAAAGUGGGCUUCAAGAUCAAGCAGAUAAUGAAGGAUGAGGACAUGUAUAAAGAUCGGGACAGUCAGAUUGCUGCCAUUGAAAAAACAUUCGCCAAGGCAAAGGAACCGAUCACAAAACACUACAGCAAGCCGGGAGUGGUCCCUGUGGACAUCCUACCAAUGUUCCCAGACUUUCCAUUGUGGAAGCACCCCUUUGCUCAAGUUAUCUUCGACUCAGAUCCAGCACCAAGAUCUGGUUCAGUGCCUGCUCAGAUGGAGGAAAUGUCUCAAGCCAUGAUCAGAGGAGCUAUAGAUGAGAGUGGUGAACAAUUUGUGGCCUAUUUCCUGCCGACAGAAGAAACUCUUGGCAAACGCAAGCGAGAUUCAGAGGAGGGCAUCGACUACAAUCCGGAGGAAGAGUAUGACUAUCUGCUGGCCAGACAGUACAACUGGAAUGUGAAGAACAAACUGUCGCGUGGUUAUGAGGAAACUUACUUCUUCGUCUUCAGGGAGGAUGGUGUUUACUAUGAUGAACUGGAAACAAGAGUGAGACUGAGUAAGAGGAGAAAGACAGCCGGUACUCAGGUGGCCAAGUCCAGACUUGUUGUGAAACAUAGGGAACUAACAGAGAAAGAAAUUGGAGCUCAGGAUGUACGGAUGAUGAUGCUGGAGCAGGCUCAGGACGAAGAGGAAGAGGAACAGCCAGAGGAGGCACAGAACUCAGGAUUGGAGGAUUUCCGAAGUGGCAGCGAGGCAGGAGACGCCAGCGGAGCCGAGGAUGACAAAGCUAGUAAUAGAUCCCGAGGAAGCAGCCGUAGUCGAAGUAGGUCAAGCAGUGGCAGUCGCAGUCGUAGUUCAAGCAGAAGUAGGAGUAGGAGUCGAAGUCGUAGCCGUAGCGGGUCACGCUCCAGGAGUGGCAGCGAACACAGUGGCAGUGAAAGUGAGAGUGAGGCUGAGAAUAUACAAGGCAAGAAGGACGAGGAAGAAAUCUUCGGCUCAUCCAGCAGUUCAGAGGAAGAUUAAUUACUUGUGCUUACAGUGGAAAAUACAGAGACUGAUCAUGGUUAGGGUUUUCCGCGUAGUUAUCAGUUUUGAUAAAGGGUGGGUUAGGGGUUAGUGGAGGGGGCU
Molecule: messenger RNA, 1628 nt
Organism: Pecten maximus
Lineage: Eukaryota; Metazoa; Mollusca; Bivalvia; Pectinida; Pectinidae
Product: RNA polymerase II-associated factor 1 homolog
Exons: 13
Coding region: 75-1523 (482 amino acids)
Biological process (GO): transcription elongation by RNA polymerase II
Cellular component (GO): Cdc73/Paf1 complex
Molecular function (GO): chromatin binding; RNA polymerase II complex binding
Source: RefSeq, a predicted model, not a curated record